Messenger RNA from Closterium sp. Naga37s-1, 4548 nucleotides. The record is from the annotation of a GenBank genome assembly. NCBI's taxonomy places the organism in Eukaryota, Viridiplantae, Streptophyta, Zygnematophyceae, Desmidiales, Closteriaceae.
AUGUGCGCUCCAAGCGGCUCUGGUUCCGACGCAUGCGCCUCUGCAGCACUGGCUAAGAUUCAGACUCCUGAGCCGAAACCCGUGCGCAAGGAUCGUCGCGUUAGCGCUGCCUGGAACGAGGCUUUCCUCAACAAGAACGCAGAGUCGCUCCUAGACCUGGACGAUGAAGAGGACCAGCUCGCGCCAGAUCUCCCUCCAGUCGACCUGUCUUUCCUUCCCAUGUAUACCGCUCCCCCUUCCGGAGACACCGCUGCUAACGAAUCCGGCAAUACUCCGGAGGAUGAUCGGGACGCGUUGUGCAGCGAAUCAGGUGGUGCUGCAGAGCUCCAGCGGAUGACGAGCGAGCAGAAAGUAGCCGCGAUAAUAGAAAAGAGCAGCACGAGCGACUGCGCGGAGGUCUCGAAGAGUGCGACGAGUGGAGGGUUGAACCAGGGCCCUUCAAGCACACGACUCAAGCUGCCCGGCGCAGCACCUCGGUUGCAUUCGUCGAAUGCGAAGACGGCGAAGGGAGCAGGAGCCUCCCCCGCUCCAGGAGCGAAGACUCCCGCCCAUUCCAGCAGGACUCCCAGGUCAGCGGCAACGACAGCGACGGGUACAAGCCGCCAGCAGAGCGUGGGCGCGAGCGCUUCCAGGCUCGCAAAGCAAGGUAGCGGUGGCGGCGGUGUCGGUUCAUGCAGCCUGUCGAAGCAUGGCGGUAGCACCACCUCACACACGGGAACGGCAGAGAGGAGCAAGAGGGCGGCGGCGGAGUCUGGUACCUCCUCUCACUCCCGUCAGGCGGCAUCGUCAGGGCUUUCGAGUAAAGGAGGCGCGGGGGUUGGCUCGUGUGGGGCGAGAGUGGAUCUGCACAGCCGCUUUGAGUCGUCCACAGACGUUGACGACUCCAACGACUCGUUGAGGGACGCUGGGCAAUCGCGUCGUCCUGAAGAAGAAGAAUUGGUCGAUGAGGCCCAAUCGCAUGCGAGUUCUGUGAGUGGGGAGGAAGAGAGUGCGAUCACGGCAACUGAAGGCCAGCGCGAUGUGCAGGGUACAGCGACGGCAGUAGUGCGAUUUGAGGAGGAAGACUCGGUGGUUUCCGCUGCCUCUGGCGCUGAGAAGCCCGCAGGGAAUGCACAUUCGCACGCGUCCGAGUCGGAGAUUGUGGCCAAGUCUGAGGAUGCGCCUGUAGGCGCGUUGCGCGGCAUGGUGUGGCGCGGAUCCAAGGCCAUGCGCGCGUGCGCGCCGUCCCCGAUGAAGCCUGCCGCCGCGCGGGAGCCGUUGCCGCCGCAGGCGAGCGCAGCUGCUGCUCAUCGAGGCUCGAGUGGGAGUGUGAGCAGCGCGCGCAGCUCGAACGACUCGAAGCAGCAGCAGCUGCGGGAGUGGCAGCAGCAGCGUCAGCAGGCUGUGGCGGCGAAAUCCCGGCCGUCAGGCAGCGCGACCGCUGGAGGACCCCCAAGGCCUGCUGUUCGGGCUGGUGCGAACAUCGGGGGGAAGUCUGGUGUGGGUCCAGGAGCGGUGGCGGCGAGAGCAGGGGUGCCGAAGUCGACGAGCCACUGCACGAGUACGAGUCUCGUUCCCGCUGGCCGCUCGCUGGCGCACGGUGCUGCGUCGUCUGGCGUGGGGGGGUCGGGGUUGGACGUGCUGCGAACGUCGUCGACUCGCUCCACUGGGACCUCUGCCGAUGCCGGGAAACGCGUGGGGUUCGUGGGUGUGGGGAGUGGUUACAAUGGUGGAGGGAAUUACGGCACGGGACACGGCACGAAUCGCGUGGCAGCUGCUGCUGGGUUUGCCUUCUCCGCCGCUGCGAACUCUGCGACGGCGAAGGUGGCGAGUGCUGUUGCUCGCACUGUGUUUUCUGCGAAACCGCGGACGUUGGGUAAGGACGUGAAGGCUGUGAGCACGGAGGGAUCUGCAGGUGCCUCACAGGGUAGUACCAGCGGAGCGGGAGGUGCUCCCAGUGCGGACGGUGCUUCCAGUACGGGUGGCCUGUUUGGGCUCAAGUUCACUGCGGGAAAAGCGGAUGAUCGUGCGGCUGUCAAGAAAGGCGCGCCUGCUGCUACCUCCAGGCGGGUCAGCGGAGUGGGAGCGAGAAAGGCACGGUUCGGGUUCGGCCUCGGCGGGAAGGCAGCACCGACUGCCAAGGAGAAAGAGGAGGAAGUGAAGGAGAAGGCCCGUUGCGGUGGUACUAGUCAAGCAGUGGGGCAAGGGGGAGCGAAACGGGUGGCGGCAGACAGCAAAGUGGCGAGCGGGAAGCAGCUGGUGGUGAGCAAGGGCGGUGCUCUCGCCAAGGAGAAAGCGCCGGGUGCAGCGACGUCCCCUCUCGCGGCGGCGCUGAAAGUGGCCGCUAACCACUCGAAGCUGCUGGGUCUUGCCUCCAGGAUUCCUGUUCCGAAAGCGACUGGGAGGUUCGGGUUUGGCGGGAGCUCGUCCGGCGCGAAGGCUGGCGCGGGGAAGGAGAGUGAGAAGGCAGCGGGGAGGGGGGUGCACGGUUCGGGUUUGGGUGGUAAGGUCGAGGCGACGCACGGGCGGGCUGGUCAGCAGAAGACGCAGCAGACUCACGCAGGGCCUUCUCAGACCAAAGUCGAGGCUGUCACCCCUCGGGCGAGUCGAGAGAGCAAUGGAUCACACAAGAGCGGCUCAUCGCAGCACAGCAACACACCGCCCACGAGCAGCACGCCCCGCGCGAGCAGCAGCGCGCAGAAGAAGCCGUCCCCGCGGGUGGAGAAGAAGGCGGGCAGCGGCACCCACUGGGUGCCAGGGGGCGUGGCGCAGCCGUCCGCGCUCGCCGCGGCGGACGCUGCGUUCUCCGCCAUGUCCACCCCGCGGAGCAGUGAUGCGGGGCAGCAGCUCAGCCGGGAAAGGGCUGGAGAGAAACGUACCGGCAACGACGGGCAAGAGGAGCAGCAGCAGCAGCAGGUUGAGGAGCGGAGGCAGGCUGUGCACCCUGGGGGGGUGCUGACGGUUGCGUUGGGAAAUCUGGAGGAGCAGGGUGAGUGUGCCGUUGGGGAGAAUGCUGGAGGGGAGAUUGGUACGGUGCAGGGAGGUGGUGAGGGUGGGGAGAACGCGGCAGAUGAGGGGCACAAGACGCCCGGCGGCAAGAGCGGGAGCGAGAGCGAGAAAGGGAGGAAGGGGCUGUCGCUGAAGGCGAUUGGGGCGUUCGUUGCUAGCGGGAGCCCGUGGAAGAAAUCAGUCAGGAAGGUGGCGGCAGAGAGGGAGAGAGAGGAAACGGAGGAAGCUGGGAACGAGAAGAAGGAGAGGGGAGGGUCUGUGGUGUGCACUCCGCAAAAGUCGCCAGGGAAGGCUGGGCGGGUGGAGGAGGGCGAGAGGGGGGCGGGUUUUGAGACGGUUCAGAAGGAGGGCGAGAAGGGGGCGUGGGCGAGCACGGAGAAGGUGGGCGAGUGGGUGGGCGAGGUGCUUGAAACCGCUGGGACGCCAGACGGCUUGGCAGUGGCAGCGUCAGGAGGCGUGUCUGGCAGCAAGGGAGGGGGUGACAGCAGGCAGCGCCGCUCCUCCCCUCUGCCUCGGUUCCUUGGAUCCCCCAUCGCCAGCCUGUUCAAGAGCCCCAAGCGAUCCAACAAGAAGACACAGGAGGUCCACGUGGCAGCAAGUGGGACGCCAGCAACUGCCACAAUAGGCCGGUCGUCGUCAGCCAUGGCGGAGCAGCAACAGCAGGAGAGGAAGGAGGAUCAGCAGCAGGAGCAGCAGGAGUGUUACCACGAGGCAGUGCCUACUCCAGCGGCUGAAAGCCCCACCCUCCCCAGGAGGAGCCUGUUCAAAGCAGAGCAGCUCAAGACAGACCUCUUCAAAGGGGCCUUUCCCAAGCCAGAUUUUCCCCAGGCACCUCUCUCGAGCACGAGCGAGCAGCCUUCUGAGGCGCUUCAGAAUCAGAAUCAAAAGCCAGUCACGAGCACGAGCCUGCAGUCUGCAGCAUCGUCCUCUGAAGCGGGCAUGUAUACUGCUCCUGCCUCGCCUGAGGCCGAGGAGGAGGGCAAGGAGGGGCAGGAGGGCGAGAGCAGGAGCAUACUUUCUCAGAAGGGUGGUAGUGCGAGCAGAGGCAGGUCUCUUGGUGCGUCUAGCAGGGGCAUGUUCACUGCUCCUGCUUCUCCUGAAGCGGAGGUGGAGGGGGGAGGGGAGAUGGGGGAGAAGGAAGAAGGGGAGAUCACUCCUCCUGGGAGUGCGGAGAAGCAGGGGGGAGGGGUGGAACGGGCAAAGGCAGCGGUGGGGGCGGAAGGGGAGGAUCUAGAUCCGUUUAUGAAGAAGGUUCUGGAGGCAGAGGCGCUAGGCGUGGUUGAUCUUGAGAAGAAAGGAGGGAGGGUACUUAACUCGCCACUGAUGACCAAGCAGCCAUUACCGCCCAGAAAUCCCUGGUCACCCGUACGCAAGGCAGAGGUGGGUCCGUAUGACUGCACCAAGAAGUCUCUAGCCGCCUCGCUGGACAGCUUCUCCCUCCCUGCCAGCAGCUCUGGCGCCUCCAACUUCGCAGUUACUGGCAGGAUUGGCAGUGGCAGCAGUGCUGCUGGGUUUUCUGGUAUGGGGAAUGCCGGGAUGCGCAUGUCCUAUGGGCACUAA